This is a messenger RNA of Eurytemora carolleeae, 1245 nucleotides long. RefSeq names its product tetratricopeptide repeat protein 5. The coding region runs from base 28 to 1230 and encodes 400 amino acids. The transcript is spliced from 13 exons. The record is from RefSeq and is a predicted model, not a curated record. Lineage: Eukaryota; Metazoa; Arthropoda; Copepoda; Calanoida; Temoridae. Gene Ontology annotation, molecular function: protein binding.
UUUUUAAUCCCAAAAUAAUAGAUAGUAAUGGGUGGGGAUGAAUUGCAUGAUAAAGUUGACGGACUAUCCUUGCAGGAUAAACACCAGGGGGUGUUGGUGAGGUUGAAGGAGAAAGUGGAAGGACUGUACAUAUUUAAGGAUCGUUACUUUGAGAACCACCAGCUAGAAGAAGCAGCUAAUAAGAUGGUGGCGGUGAAGGAGAUGAAGUUGGAUAUCUUGAAAGAGUUCUUGAGUGAGGAGGAGAGGGGGGUUGAGGAGGGGUGUGGAGGGGAGGAGGGUAGAGCGGAGUUUCUCUACCUAAAAGGAAGAUUGUUAAAUGUUGAAACUGAUUUUAGUCAGGAAGCCGAGGACGUUUUAUCUAGAGCAGUAAAGCUGAACCCUAGUAUGGUGACGGCCUGGAAUGAGCUCGGAGAAUCGUAUACAAGGAAACAAGAUUUUCCAAAUGCAAAAAUUUGUUUUGAAGGGGCUCUUCAGCACCAGAAGAAUAAGGUUUCCUUGCGUUCUCUCUCCAUGGUGCUCCGUCAGAUAUCUGUCAAAAGCCCAGAGGAAAAGGUUUCAAAUAUUGAGGAGAGCUUGGUAAAGGGAAAAGAAGCAGUUGCCCUAGAUACACAGGACGGUAUGUCCUGGUCUAUAUUAGGAAAUGCAUAUUUUGCGCAUUUUUUUCUCGUCUCUCAAAAUCCUCGAACUUUGAAACAAGCAAUGUCAGCUUAUUCACAGGCUGAGAAAGAUAUAGUUUGUCGAAGUACCCCAGAACUCCAUUAUAAUCGGGGGAUUGCGCUGAAAUAUGAAGAAUUGUAUGAAAAAGCUCUUCAGUCUUUUUCAACAGCCCAGGUAGGCAAAUUGAAACCUAAGAAAAUAAGUUCUCUCUUAGAAGGAUUGGACAAUAAGAGUUUAGGUCCCUAUUCAGACGGACUUUACAAAUCUCCGUCAGGGUUGGCUGUGAAAUUGAAUGCUGCAUCUUUUAAGGAUCUGAGAGUUGGAUUGAACUCUGAGAAGGUUGUGUUGGGUCGAGUUAUCUGCUCCGUCUACUCAGAGGAGACAGUUCCAUUCACAUUCUGUAUCAUGGACUGGGAGGAGACGGUUACAGUUGUUACUCUCUACAAUCUUAGUCCGGGAAGAGGAGUUAUUAUAGGAGACAGUGUUGCUAUACCAGAACCUUUCUUUACAUCAGUAAAUUUCUCACAUAAACAAAAAACAUAUAAUUUCGGCAUAAUCAGGUCAGAAAAAUAAUUGUUUUUGUUCUCU